Equus caballus (horse) is the source of this 5843-nucleotide messenger RNA. It is a transcript of the gene MGLL, whose product is annotated as monoglyceride lipase. Gene Ontology annotation, molecular function: monoacylglycerol lipase activity. NCBI's taxonomy places the organism in Eukaryota, Metazoa, Chordata, Mammalia, Perissodactyla, Equidae. Gene Ontology annotation, cellular component: membrane. The record is from RefSeq and is a predicted model, not a curated record.
GCCCCGCCUGCAGACACACCGCUCGAUCGCAGGCUCCCACGAGGUUCUGCAGAGUGGGUAAGCCAUCGCCUUCCAGAACCUCUUGGCUUAGCAGGCUAGAUAAGGCAGGCAUGCUGGUGGCCCAGGGGGAUACAAUCAGUGCCCAAAGAGAGAUGUUAGCGGUGUGAUAAAUUAGGUGUUAAAAUGUGUCAAACUGUCUGUUCCCCUCUGUUUCAGGCUGCUUGAUGCUGGAUUUGCUUUUGCACAUUUCGGUGGAAAUGCACCUUUGCUGUGGCUUGUAACUUUCUAGUUGAAUAACUUCAGGGCAGGCCCACAUUGGAAUUUAAUUAUCCUUAUCCUGGGAGGGCUUUACCCUGGUUCAGUGCUCAGAAGACUGGACAACUCCAGACACGGGUGACACUUGUCCUGGGGCACUUUGGCUUCAGUAUGUUGCUGUUCUGAGGCUUGUGUCAUAACACUCUUUUGACGGCCUGGGAAUGAAGAUGGCCUGGUCUGGAACUAAAUUCUGCCCUGUCACUAGUUACACAUCAGGGAGGCCGCCCAUCUGCUGGACGCCUGGCCAGAGGUGUGAAGCCAGACCCUGAGAAUGGCAGCCCACAUGCAUUAGCUCCACAUGCUAUUUAGUGACGGUUCAAGCUAACUGUAAAAGGUCCAACCGCAGAUUCAUCGAAGGCAGGAGGCUCGACGCUCAGGUAGUGGAGAAAUCCUCCCAGGCGGACGCUGGGAAAUGAAGCUGCUCAGAUCUGCCUUUUCAAAACCAGGGCCCAGCGCAGGAAUAUCAUACGUGCCGUCCAGACUGUGGCGCCAAAAAAGGCUCAGAGGCUUCCUGGGAUUCGGCAGAACAGGGAGCCGUGAUUGGUUAGUAAUGUCUGCUGAGUUCAGGAGUGGGGGUAGUGGCUCAAGUGCCACCUGUUUGUCAUCUAACCAUUUCCCAGCCACCUCCCCGGUGCUGGGGGCUUUUUCGGAUGAUCUCCCCAUUCGGUCUCAUGGCAGCUCCGAAGUGGACGGUGCUCUGCCCGGGGGAGCUUGCUCAGGGAAAGAUGCUAAGGAAUCGAAAGCACGAUCCAAAAUGCAACGUGUAGUGUGAUUACAGUUAAAUUAUAAUUAUUCUAAACAAAUUUAAAUAUAUAUGGAAAGGAAGAACCUGGAAGGAAAUCUACCAUAAUGUUCAUAAUGAUUAUCGCUGGGUGGUGAGAUUGUAGAUGGAUUUUAUUUUUUCUUUAUGCUUGUCUGUAUUUUUCCAUUUUUCAGAAUGACUGGCAUUCCUUUUUCAAACGUAGAUAAACUGUAUGUGGUCACGGGCCUGUGCAUUUUUUUCAUAUUGUGAAAAAUGGAGAUUUGAUGGCAAGCUUUUUUCACUUCAUAAGUUCACCAGGAACAUUAAUUAUUCCCUCUUAAUAUAAUUCUUAGUAGCUACUUAAAAUAGUGCUAAACCUUUUGCUUCCUCUGGACUGAAAUAUCUGGGCAGGCACCCUCGCAAUCACCUCCCAAAUUCUAACGCUGGACGUUGGUCGGCAAGGGCAAGCGGAUGCCUCGCGGCCCGCCGAGGAGCCUUCUCAGGAGCCGCAGCAACAUCUUCGUAUGCGGUAGUCUUGCUAUGAGAAAGUUAGAAACUUUCUGAUAACUUCCACCACGAUCCAGGCAGACGUGGUUUCUGUGAAGUAAGAACGGGCACUUAGGAAGAGGGACCAGACUGACAUCUGAGAAGAUUCCAUGGGGUCUGCAGCUCUUCCAGUUGUGGGGGUGAGACUGUGCCUACAGACCACGUAGCCUGGCCUGUGCCACAGAGGCGCUCAAAAUAGGUGGUGGUUGUAAUUUUUAAAAUAAAAUCAUAUUUGUGUUAUAAGCUACACACACAUUACCUAUUUUUCUAAUGUUUUGAUAACUUGGGUUUAUCAGGAGUUAUGCUAAGUGGGGUUCUCGAAACCAUGCAGUUUGUGCAAAUCUGCCAGCCAGCUUCUUCUCUCCCUCCCCGUGGACAUACACGGGCUGCAGACGGAGACUCGAGUGUGGCACGGAGAGCUGCUGAGCCAGCUGAGGUCCAGGGUGGCUGUCAUCCUGCCGAACACCUGGUUCCACUCUGGUUGCUUUGCUCCUCUGGCAGGAGCCAUCGUCAGCAUGUUGGAGCUGCGAAGAGUUCCAUCUGGCUCGCAGCCAGACGAAUGGAGAAUUCCUUCAGAUUUAGGGCCCUCAUCUUUGUGUCCCAUGGCGCUGGGGAACACUGCGGCCGCUAUGAUGAGCUGGCUCAGAUGCUGGUGGGGCUGGGGCUGCUGGUGUUUGCCCACGACCACGUUGGCCACGGACAGAGCGAAGGGGAGAGGAUGGUCGUGUCUGACUUCCACGUUUUCGUCAGGGAUGUGCUCCAGCACGUGGAUAUCAUGCAGAAAGACUAUCCCGGGAUCCCUGUCUUCCUUCUGGGCCACUCCAUGGGAGGUGCCAUCGUCAUCCUCACAGCCGCAGAGAGGCCAGGCCACUUCUCUGGCAUGGUUCUCAUUUCACCUUUGGUUCUUGCCAAUCCUGAGUCGGCCACCACUUUCAAGGUCCUUGCUGCAAAAGUUCUCAACCUUGUCCUGCCAAACAUGUCCCUGGGCCCGAUUGACGCCAGCAUGCUCUCUCGGAAUAAGACGGAGGUCGACCUUUAUAACGCGGACCCCCUCAUCUGCCGGGCAGGGCUGAAGGUAUGCUUCGGCAUCCAGCUUCUCAAUGCCGUCUCGCGGGUAGAGCGGGCCCUCCCCAAGCUGACGUUGCCCUUCCUGCUGCUCCAGGGCUCUGCUGACCGCCUGUGCGACAGCAAAGGAGCCUACUUGCUCAUGGAGUCCUCCAAGAGCCAGGACAAGACACUUAAGAUUUACGAAGGUGCCUACCACGUUCUCCACAAAGAGCUUCCUGAAGUAACCAACUCCGUCUUCCGUGAAAUCAACAUGUGGGUCUCUCAAAGGACUGCGGCGACAGAGAGGGGGUCCCCGCCCUGAGUGCCCUGGCCCCAGGCCAUCCACGGUCAGAGAAGCGGGCAGAGGAAGGGCAGAAGCUGGCUUCUCAGAUGUGGCUUGCAAAAAAAAAAAAAUCAUAAUUGGAGGAAUCCCUAGCAUAAUUUACUUAAAAAAAAAAAAUUUCUUGUGGCGUUAGGCUGUCUGCCACCAGGUCUACCUUAAGAGGUAGAUGCUGUCUGCAAACACAGGAAAGGGUCCCAGGCAGUCUUCCAGAGAGGGGGGAAGGUGCGGAGUGUCCCAAGAACACAGCGAAGCCUCUGCCCGCCUCUCCCGGCUCCCAGGAGGUUCCCAGGAGCUCCUGGUGGUCCCGGGAUGCCUGACUGCAAUAACUGGGGGAUACUCCCCUCCUGCCCACCCUCCGGCCCCCACCCCAGCGCCCCUCUCCUCUGGGCCUUGCCCAGUGGCUCUUCUCUGGCCGUGGGAUGGGGUGGCCAGCCUCAGCUCCCCCAGGCACACUCCCGUGCCCUCUGAGACCCAGAAAAUUCCGUAUGUCCUCAAAAUGAGUAGCCACCCUGACCCAAGGCAGUUCCUGUCGGCAGGAGGCUUGGCCCAGAGGAGGACUAGGCGGGAGAGCCUUCCUCCCCUCCCUCCUCCAGGGCAGCCCGAGGCCGCCCCGAGUGCCGUGUGUAGUCAGGGGCUGCCUUUCCACCCCUGACUCAUUCUGCCUGCCACAGCGAGAGGACAAUUGUACUAAAGAUGAAAUGUCUAAUAUAUAAUGUAUAUUCUGAAACAGAGACUAUCUGCGUGGGUGGGUAGGUGGGUGGGACAAGGGGGCCUGAAGGCGCAGGAGCCCCUGGGAGGCAGGGCAGGCGUCAGCAGGGGCAGCAGCAGGCCUGUCCCUGGGCCCCGCCCGCUGGGCCACAGCCGUCCUGGGAGCCUGGGUGCUGGCAGCACAGCUACCUCUGGUGGCAGAAGAGAGUCCCAGUGCGGUGGCCCUGCCCAGAGCUGUGAGCCCCUGGAAGCCAAAGCCAGAGGGACCACCCUUUCCCAGCAAGGUCCCCGCCACGGGACCUGCCUCUCUCGGUGCCACCCCUGCCCACCCUGGGCCCUCACUUAGCGGCAGCAAUAAAUGGGGAUCACCACCCACCGUGGGAGUACUUGCACUUCAAGUGGACUCACUGUGGCCUCAUGAGGCCCCUUAGUGCAGAUAUGGCCGUGGCGGGGGUGGAGCCCCUGGGGGCCGCCGGGCACCCAGAACCCCAUGGAAGGUGCAGUGAGGGGCCCAGGCCAAGGCGAUGGCUCCUCCUGCCAGCCCCCUGGCCCGGGGCUGGGAGUUGGGGCUCCCACCCCUCCUCCUCUGGCAGUGGGCACUCCUGGGGCUUGUCCUGGGUCCCCGGGAAGGGGAGCCCCUCUGCCCUCCCUCUGGGAACCCUGACCACACCAUGGGGGAGCCAGAGCUGGUCACUGCCAGCGGGUGGCCUGGGCCCGGCCAAAGGUUACUCUUGCAGCACUGAGGUUUGUGUUCUCCUGCCCCUGCCCCUCGGGAGGGGCGAAGUGCUCAGGCGUCCGCCUCAGGGCGACAGGGCCCAGAUCCCCACGGAGAGUGGCUCCCAUCACCCCAUCUUGUUUCUCUGGCUUCUCUUUGGAGGAGAGAAAUGUAAAAUAUGCACUGAGAAAGAAGGCCAGCCCUGCCUGCUCAGCUGGGCAGCCGUGUGGGCGUUUCUGCUCCUCAGCUGGGGCUGCAGAAACCCCACCCCAAUUCCUCAAAACCACCAGCCGCAGGCCCAGAUCUGGAAGCUGGAGCCUGGAGCUGUGAUAGCACAGGUCACACCAAGUCCCCCCCUCCCGCCCCCGCGCCUCUCCCAGAAGCAUGUGACAGCAAUGCCAUUUCCCAAAUUAAAUACCAGGUGCGUGGUUUGACCAGGAAUCUUUCAGAUGCAUGAAAUUGUUUAUAUGAAUGUCUUACAGGGACACAUUCCGCAUUUACGCAUCUGGUUAAAGAAUCACCUAUAUUAAAGAGAAAAAAGUAGUUAUUUGAAACCAGGACUGUCUCCUGGGAGAGGGGACAGGGGACAUCUCCAUGUCGUGCCCACCUGCUGAAUCAGGACCGGGUGCAGGAGCCAGACCUGACCUGUGUCUGGAGUCCCACACGCGGCCGCCCCAGGGCUUCGCGCCCUUCCUGUCCUGGGGAGGCUGUGCGAGUGUUGGCUUGAGUUCACCCUCAGUGUUGACAGCUCUGUGCUGAGAUUCGGAGCUUCAAACAAGUGCCAUCGCCUCAGCGCAGAAGAGUUGGAUUUGGAAGGGAAGCUGGGUCACACGCGGUCUGGCCUGGAGAAGUGAGAGGAGGGCAAAGGCCCGGGAGGACCCGUGGAGACGCUGCUGAUCCAAACCCCUGGGGGCCCACACACUAUUGGGACACUAGGCCCCAGCACUGAUGCGGACACAGUGCCUUCCCCCAUGACUCGGAUCAUGCCGGGCCACACAGGAAGGGGUUUCAUGCCUGAAAAUCUUUCUAGGAAAAGAUACCACCUGCAGCUAAUGGGACUCCCAACCCCACCAGGCUCCGUUCCUUUGCAGGGGUGGGCAGCCUCCCUCCUGUCCAGCGGCGACCCCAGUGUCCCCCUCAGGUUCUGGGGGACACUGGGGCUCGUGGUAAGAGCAGUAAAGGAUGCUGGCGCUGCUCAGCAUCCUGCGGCAAGGCCCCACACUGCCUUUUCUUUCUCUUGCCGAUUGCUAACAAACCCAUUAGGAUCACAAUGAUUUUCUGAGCAAUUUACCAGUUUGUUAUUGUCGCUGCAGCUCAGCCACAUCUUUACAUGUAUACUGUGAGUGGGGACACAUGUAUCAGUUUAGAACCAUUAAAGGAACCAAUGUAUGCCACAGCUAAUCUUAAUAAACCAGAUGUUUUCUGAA